AUGAGCGUCCUCGCCGUCGGACAGGCGUCGGCGCUCGAGGCGGACCGGCCGUCGUGGGUGGCGGUAGUCCAGGCGCUUGGAACGCUCUCGAGCCAGCUGGGCGCGCUGCAGACGGCGGCGGAGCGGUCGGCCGCCAUCUCCUCCUUCUACGCCGACCUCAACCCCAAGCUCUCGGAGCUGGGCCCGCUGGGCAGCCUCGCGCAGCAGCGGCUGGCGAUGAUGAUGCGCGAGCUGUCGCUCGACGGUGGCGGCGGAGAGAUUGUGUUGCCGGCGCUUUCGGCGGUCAAGAGGCGCCGCGCGUUUCCGUCGGCGGAGGGCCCGUGAUGCUCGGGGCGCCCGCGGUCCACCUCGCCUCCCCCCUCGUCUACCCCGGGGGCGACCGCUGGCCGAUCGCACCGGCGCCUGCCGCGCACGCGCGGAGCGGAGCGGCGAGGCAGUCAGUGUCGCCUCUGACGGCGGCGAUGCUGCCCUCGCCGCACGCCGAGACCUCGCGGCCGAGCCGCGCUUCGGGGAGUGACCAGCGGCCCAAGCUGCACGCGUGCAAGAACUGCCAAAAGGCAAAGACGGCCUGCACAGACCAGCGGCCCUGUGCGCGCUGCGUGCGGCUGGGGCUGCAGUGCGAGGGCGCUGCGACGCCGGUGCGGCGCGCGUCCUCGCAUUCCAAGCGGCCCAGGGUGGACAAGAACAAGAAGCGCGCGACGGAGGCGCCCAGCGGCCUCCCCCUCCCCCAGCAGCCGCCGCACGGCCAGCUCGCGUCGCGCGCGCAGCUGCGGCAGCCCGCCGCCACCGCCGCCGCCGCCGCCGCCGCCGCCAGUGCCGCCGCCGCAGCUGCCGCCGCCGCCGCC
This is a messenger RNA of Emiliania huxleyi CCMP1516, 845 nucleotides long. RefSeq lists its product as hypothetical. The transcript is spliced from 5 exons. Lineage: Eukaryota; Haptophyta; Isochrysidales; Noelaerhabdaceae. Gene Ontology annotation, biological process: regulation of DNA-templated transcription. Gene Ontology annotation, molecular function: zinc ion binding; DNA-binding transcription factor activity, RNA polymerase II-specific. The annotation marks the transcript as partial. The record is from RefSeq and is a predicted model, not a curated record.